AUGGGCGACAAGCUCAACAUCAUUGGUGACGAAGCCAAGGCACUUGGAGAGAAGAACAAAGAGCACUUUGACCGAGUCGCCGCUGAAGUGUUCAAGCACCCGUGGAUUCAGCGGCUAUGUAAUCAGAUAUCUGACGAGCUCAGAGAUAACACUGACUGGAUCGACAUUCCAGAAAGGCCAGAUGGAACCAAAAUGCUCGAUUAUGCCUGUGGCAACGGCGUCGGUUCUCGCGCACUCGCUGGAUUUGUCUCCAUCGUCAGAGGCAUUGACAUUUCAUCCAAGAUGGUUGAACAAUACAACAUGCUUGCAGAACUUUCCGGAUUCAGUCCAGACAAGAUGAGAGCUAUAAACGGGGACUUGAUGGACCCUGAAGCCUCGCCUUCCCCCGAGCUCAACACUCCAGAGUUCAACGACUUUGACUUAAUCGUCAUGUGUAUGGCUCUCCAUCAUGUAAAGGACUAUGCAGCUAUGAUUCAGAAACUGAGCGAAAAGCUUGUCCCUGGCGGCGUGCUUCUAAUCAUCGACUUGGUUGCUUCAUCAGAGAGUGGCUGCCCUGAAGCCCCUAUGGCUAAGGAAUUAUCUAACCAUACCAUGUCAAAAAUGGGUUUUACUGAGAUGGAGGUCAAGACUGCUUUUGAGAAAGCUGGUCUGGACGGUUGGUCUUGGAGAUGGUGUUCUGAGAGAUCUCAGGUUCCUGAAGAGAUAGGUGGAGAGCAACAGGGCUUUUUCGCCCGGGGUUGCAAGGGCAUCGGGGGUAGCGGGAUUGGGCAUCUGUAA
This is a messenger RNA of Fusarium redolens, 777 nucleotides long. RefSeq names its product S-adenosyl-L-methionine-dependent methyltransferase. Bases 1 to 777 code for a protein of 258 amino acids. Lineage: Eukaryota; Fungi; Ascomycota; Sordariomycetes; Hypocreales; Nectriaceae. The transcript is spliced from 3 exons. The record is from RefSeq and is a predicted model, not a curated record.